Molecule: messenger RNA, 1084 nt
Organism: Effrenium voratum
Lineage: Eukaryota; Dinophyceae; Suessiales; Symbiodiniaceae
Source: the annotation of a GenBank genome assembly
AAGCGUCAGCACAAAGAUUGGUCGCCAUGGGCGAUCCGGGCCUGGAUUUGUACGGCGACCUGAAGGAGGAAGGGAAGCCAUCCCCUCCGACGCCUCCUUGGCGCAAGGGCCCUACGAAUCAGCCAUCGGGAGUGGAAGCACUGCUGGAGCCAGCGGCUGAGCGCCGGGGCCGAAGAUUUCCGGGAGCUCGAGGAUGAGAACGUCCCGGCGCCCGGCACCGCGGACAUGGAUUGGCUGCAGCCAGACGAUGACGAGGCGGUGGAGGAGGAGGUUGAGGCUCCGUCCAAGAGACCGCGUUUGCAGGCGGGUGAUGAUGACGAUGCCUUCGACUUCGAAGCAGACCUGCAGAAGGUUGCGGAGCCAAAGGAAUCGAAAGGCAGCGGCAUGCUGAGUGACCACGGCGUUAGCUGCACGCAGCUCGUGGUGGCGGAGCCGCCGCCGCAGACGCUUGCAACGCCUUCUCCGGCGCCGAAACAGAGCGCCACAAGGUACAUCUACAAUGGCCGCAUGAAGCGCUGGGAGCUUCGAACCGCCAAGCCCCAAAAGGAGGAUGCAAAACGUGUCCAGGGCCCUCGGCGAAAAGUGAGGCUUUGCCGCUUUUAUGCCACCGGUGGCUGCCGCUGGGGCAACAGCUGCUACUAUGCCCACAGUGAGGAGGAGCUUGCUCUGGAGGACGCUGCCUACCAGCAGCAGGUAAUCGCAGAGUGUGCCUACAAAGCCUGGGAGGACGCACUUCAAGGCCUGUGCAGCUAUGCACAGUCCUUGUCUGUGCGCCUGGCCCUCCGCUUUGAGGCGCAGCCAAAUCAACUACUGCCGACCAUGGAGAAAGCGGGCCUGCCGAUCGCCGGCGAGGGCGCGCGAGCUGCAGUGAAGAUGCUCCUGAGGCUAUGCCAUCCCGACAAGUGCGGCCAUCCCGAGGCACGUGGUGAGGUUUGUCAGGCAAUUUCUCCUGGGAAUUCAUCAUGCGUUCAUGUGCCUUCCGUUUGCAACCCUUUGGGCAAAGAUUGUCAGGGGAAGGAUUGUCAGCAAAGCCUUGGUAAAAAAUAUUAGGCUGUCAGCGUGCCGGAGGGCAACCUGCUUGGGG